AUGGACAACUUAAAAGAUAAAGUGCUUAAAAAUCCUAUGUUGCGUGAUGUAUCAGCUAAGAUUGGUACCACACCAGAGAAUGUUAUUAGUGGUGUAUUUGUAUUCUUUAUUUCACUGUUCUACAGAUUUACAUUUGGAAAGUUACUUAAUAAUUUGUUGUGUGUUUACUUACCUGUCCAGGAGGCUGUUGUCUUGUUACGAUCCCAAACUACAAGAGUAUCUGAUCUUAACCGUGUUGUUAUUGUCUUUAUUAUUUACGCUUUUGUAACUGUCAUAGAGCCUUUUGCUUCCACUGCCAUUCCUUUCUACGGUUUAGUUAAAAUUGCUUUAAUGACUGUUGUUUACAAAAAUGACAGUGCCCGAUCUACUAUUAGAACUGUUGUUAUUGACAGUAUUCCUGACAAAAUUUGUUGUAGUAAUUCUUCUAUCGAGAAGGCUCAAGCUGCUGCUAACAAACUCAACAACCAGAUUAAGAACAAUUUGAAACCUUCUCCUGCCACUACUAAUGUUAAAGACAAUUUAAAGAAGGUGGAGUAA
Molecule: messenger RNA, 537 nt
Organism: Hepatospora eriocheir
Lineage: Eukaryota; Fungi; Microsporidia; Hepatosporidae
Source: the annotation of a GenBank genome assembly